Molecule: messenger RNA, 640 nt
Organism: Drosophila simulans
Lineage: Eukaryota; Metazoa; Arthropoda; Insecta; Diptera; Drosophilidae
Exons: 2
Coding region: 113-460 (115 amino acids)
Source: RefSeq, a predicted model, not a curated record
UCUUUAACAUCUAUUGUUCUGAUUAAGCGUCAAACUAAGCAUUCCAAGCAGCAUACGUUGGCCUCACAACUCAACCCAAAAUCCAUUGUAACAGAAAUAAUUUGCUCUGAAAAUGCACUCAAUAGUGAUUUUUAUUCUACUCCUUUUCUUCGGAAUCACACUCGGAGCACCUUUUCCCAAUGAUUUAUGUGGGGAAAUGGCAGAGCCAAAUAAUUCUGUUACUAUGAAAACCGAAGAAUUCCUGUUGGAGAACGAAAAUAUUACCUUUGGUCUUCACAAUAUUCCGCACUUCACAAAACAUCUCAUUGCAAAUGUGGACAGGGAGAUCCCGGAAAAGAGAAACUCGAACAUUUACAGCAAGAAUUCUCAGAACUCCAAGAACAGUUCAGAAAUGGAUUAUGUCCGGACAAUGAGGUUUCUUAUCGAGACCAUUGCCGGAUGGAUUGGACUCCUUUCAUAGGCGUAUAUAUGUUCUUUUUUGAUAUAUUUUCCAGCUGUGAAGAAUUGCAACGCGUUCAUAAAUAAGAAAAUGAAAGGAGAAGACGAUGAGGUUUUGAUGAUUUCAAAUGAGAGGAACUUUGAUGAGAUUUUUUGGUCAAGAGCAUUUAUUUCGAAUUCAGUUUUCAACGAGGCCAAAGGA